GAAGGCAUUGCAAAGGAUCUCUAACCAUCUCUCUCAUAGACACCAACAAAACCAAAAACAAGAAAAAUGGCAGCUGUUUCUUUCCAUGCUCGCUCCAACAGUUUUCCGGCUGCAAGGUCACACCCUCUAGUCUCAGAAAUCGAUGAGCAAGUUUGCAGAUUGAGACAAUCUCAAGCUGCUUCUACAUCAUCAUCAUCCAUCGGCCACAACUUUAUUAGCCUUCAACUUGUGUAUGAUUGUGUAGACCAGUUGUUCCAACUGUCCACAACCCAACAAGCAUUGAUCAAUGACCAGAAGUGCUUCAACGAGCUAUUGGACGGAUCUUUGAGGCUUUUGGACUUGUGCAAUGUAGCCAAGGAUGCAUUGUCCCAGAUGAAAGAGUCUGUUGCUGAACUUCAAUCAGCUAUCCGUAGGAGGCAAGGAGGUUUGGAAGGUGAAACCAGAAGAUACCUCAAGUCUAGGAAGGCUGUGGUCAAAGCAAUCCAGAAGGUCCUGAAGGAUGUGGAUAGCAAGAAAUCCACUUCACCCAACAACGUCGAGACCUUCUCCAUGUUGAAAGAAGCUGAAUCUGCUGUUGUGGAGGUUUUGGAGUGCUUGUUGACAUUCAUUUCUCAGUCGAGUCCGAAGCCAAGCAGCUGGUCAUUUGUUUCCAAGAUGAAAAGGGUUGCAGCAGCAAGCGACGAGAACGAAUUUGCAGAUGUGGAUGCUGCUUUGAAGACUACCAAAUCUGGUGAAGAGGUCCAAGUUCAUCUGAAGAACUUGCAGCCAUGCAUUCAAGAUCUCGAGGAAGGAGUUGAGUGCCUGUUUAGGCGUUUGAUCAAAACAAGAGCCUCGAUUCUCAACAUCCACAAUCUGUAAAUUUACAUCAUCAAAAUCAAACAAACUUGUACAUGAAUCAGCUGUAUAUAAAAUUUUGAUACUCAAAUCCACAAGUAUACAUGGUCUCCUGAAACUUUGUGUCUCACUUUUAGUUCUCUUCUGCUCAUUUCAAUUACCUGUUGCAGUUUUGCACAUAGAAGAAACAUGAAUGACAGUGAAAAACAGGUUCCGGGGGUCAUUACAGAUGGUCGAGAAAACAAUAUCUAGCUGGAUUGACCAUCAAGUUCAUGAAAUGUAAGCAAAAGCAAUCUUCAAUGAGAGGGCACUCACAUGGAAUUCUGGCAAAAGAAAACAACUAAUGAUGCCAGAGAAUCAGAGAGUAAACACACCUUCAAGGCAACUGCAGAAUGUGAUGAUCUGUCUGCUUUUAAGGGUUCAGUUGAAUCAUUAACACGUUUGGUUCCAUUUUUCUCCAUUGUAAGAGUGGCUAAAGCACGUUGAUGAAACCACAACAACCAUGUUAAUCUACGCUUUUUAUACCGAUGAAUGAGAUGGCAAUGUGCUUAUGUUUUCGAUCCGAGAACAACCAUCUCAGCAAUUGUCUGUGCAGUGUUAUCUUUCUUACCUCCUGUUACUCUGUAAGCUCUGGUGUUGGAACAAAGCAUACCACAUCGUUUAAACCAGCUUGUGAAAGCAGUGGGCUUCGAAUAAGAAGGAAGCUCUGUGGACUGAACAAUUCAUACCUUUCUCGGCCUUUUGGCUAAGAUCAAGUGUAGUAUCUGUUCUUAUCAGUUUAAUAUCUGAUGAUACGUGGGCCAAUGGCCCACACGAUAUUAAAUUAAUUUUUUUAGGGGGAGAGGCCCACUACUGGAGCUUGCCUCAGGGGCCUUCUCAAGUGUCGUCCUUGUGUUGCACUACUGCAUGGACCUGGCGCACCCCACCAAUUUUAAGUCCAAUAUGUUUUCUGACAUUCUGUAUUACAGGCCCAUUAACAGACCGGCGAGCUGAAGGUAUCUCCGCCUAUUAAAGAUUAGUUUCGAGU
Linum trigynum is the source of this 1861-nucleotide messenger RNA. The record is from the annotation of a GenBank genome assembly. NCBI's taxonomy places the organism in Eukaryota, Viridiplantae, Streptophyta, Magnoliopsida, Malpighiales, Linaceae.